Haliotis rubra (blacklip abalone) is the source of this 2307-nucleotide messenger RNA. Its product is annotated as integumentary mucin C.1-like. The coding region runs from base 329 to 1597 and encodes 422 amino acids. Gene Ontology annotation, molecular function: chitin binding. Gene Ontology annotation, cellular component: plasma membrane; extracellular region. The record is from RefSeq and is a predicted model, not a curated record. NCBI's taxonomy places the organism in Eukaryota, Metazoa, Mollusca, Gastropoda, Lepetellida, Haliotidae. The transcript has 7 exons.
CUAUCUUGCAUACGCUACGCUACGUUGAGCUACAAAGCUUUCGCACCAUUUAUUCACGCAGAGACGAUCGAAGUAAAGAAUAAAUGCGACUUAUUGUUUAGUGUGGUAUUAAUUUCGGAUAAACAACAUAAAAGAACAUCACAUAACUGGCUGUUGCUUUUGCAUCAUUAAUGGCUAAGAUUCCCUGAUAUCAUUACAAAUGUUUGGGAUCAUAACAACGGCUGUUCAGUUCCAGUUAAUCAUUGCUGGUGUGCGUGGGGCUGUCAGUCCCUGUCUAUGUACGACUCUGGUCUCUGUAUGAAAAAACACAGUUUCAAUACGUCCAAACAUGAAGUGCAUGGUGUCGUUGUUGCUGACGGUGAUGUACGUCGUGUGCUGCCAGCUCCAGGUAACGUCGGGGUCAGAUGUGUUCCUCGUGAAGGCUGUGUCGUCACAGAGAGUGUGUGACCGGCUGUGCGUCUACACGUCACAGUGCGAGGGGUAUCGUUGGGAUGCUGCUAACAGAACUUGUCACCUUCUUUCAACACAACCUUCAUCUACUGACUCCGGCUUCUCAAAACCUGAGCCUCACAAUGGACAAUGUGGACAGCGCCCGUGCGCCCCGACGGAGACGUGUGUUCCUGUUGAAGCAGCAACUAGAUACAUAUGUCUGGAGACGACGUUGCCGACUUCAUCUUCUGCUGCUCCAUCUACGUCAACUACAACUUCUUUGCCUGCUGGGACAACAACCACCAAGACAUCUCCAAGCAUAACUACUACUUCCGUUCCGUCAUCUACAACCACCACCAAAACUACCCCAAGUCCCACAACAUUGACAACAAAGACUGCAUCUCCCGCUACAACUGCUACUCCGUCAACGUCAACUACUUCAGUGCCUGCUGUGUCAUCUGCAAUCUCGUCGACAACUUUCACCUCAGCUACGACUCCCACCUCAACUACCACUGCUACAACUUUCAGCGUAUCCCCGUCGACUGCCACAACUACUACAACCUCUGCAACAACCACCACGACUACGCCAACAACAAUCAGUACCACCCCACCCACAACGUCGAGAACGACACCAGCAUCCUGUGUCUCGGACUGCACUGGUCUGGGCGAUGGGAAAUACCAGUCGUGUGAACGGUGCAACGGCUACGUGGUAUGCACUCAUGGAAACACACACCACAGACCAUGCGGCGCUGGUACACUGUGGAAUGAUAACAGGAAACUCUGCCUGUUUCCUCCGUCACCUACCUGUGUCCUGAAUACCACGUCAGAAAACGCACAAGAGACAACCACGCCUGCAGAGGAGACAACGACUCCGACCACCACAGGUCCUGUAUAUAAAGGUUGCUACCAGGAUGACGAAAAUCGUGUCCUUCCUCACGAGCACAUGCUAAACAUCACAAGCAUGACGACUGACAUGUGUCGAUUUCACUGCACCCAGUAUGAAUACUCCUUCUUUGGACUUGAGGCGGGAACGGAAUGUCACUGCGGUACCAUGAUCAAGAGUGGCUACAGGAAGGUGUCCGACAGCGACUGCAACUAUCCCUGCGCAGGGGACAACACCAAGAUGUGUGGAGGACACUGGAAGAUAUCCAUAUAUCAGGUUGUUUGACGGUUCUGUCUAUGUGCCUCAGAAAUUGAAGGCAAGAGACGGAACUGAGGAACUUUCCGUGAAACAUUUGCAUAAAUGUGCUUGAAGUUGACUUUGCUGAUCGGUUCAUUACAAGAGUUAUAAACUCACGGGGGAAAGAAACGUCACCUCGAUUUUUUUAACAUGUCACAAAACAAUAAACUCACAUAAUGGAAAUUUAACAAUCGUUUGUGGAAAAUUAAUGGAUUUACAGCAUUCUGAAUGAUGAAAGUGUGAACUACAGAUAUAAAUAAUUUUUUACUUUACGAUAAAAGAUAAAAAGAAAUCAUUUUAGUAGCCAUGGUGUGAAACACAUAUGAACAACGUAACAUUAAUACUCAUGACACACACAACCUUAUAAUGACCAGAUACACUUCAAUAUAGUUUGAUUUACACCCUGAUAUUGUUAUGUGUGAAGACAAGAUACGCUCACUCAAUGUUCCGUGACACUGUGUUAAACCCUGAUAUUGUUAUGUGUGAACACAAGAUACCGUCACCCACUCUGCCGUGUGUUACACCCUGACAUUGUUAUGUGUGAACACAAGAUACCGCCACCCACUGUGCAGUGUGUUACACCCUGACAUUGUUAUGUGUGAACACAAGAUACCGUCACCCACUGUGCUGUGUGUUACACACUGACAUUGAUAUGUGUGAACACAAGAUACCGUCACCCACUGUGCCGUGUGCUACAC